Penicilliopsis zonata CBS 506.65 is the source of this 1140-nucleotide messenger RNA. RefSeq lists its product as hypothetical. NCBI's taxonomy places the organism in Eukaryota, Fungi, Ascomycota, Eurotiomycetes, Eurotiales, Aspergillaceae. The transcript is spliced from 3 exons. The record is from RefSeq and is a predicted model, not a curated record. The coding region runs from base 1 to 1140 and encodes 379 amino acids. Gene Ontology annotation, molecular function: pectate lyase activity.
AUGAAGUACGUCACUCUUUUCACUGCCGCUGCCACGGCUUUCUCCACUGCUGCCGCAGUCAGCGUCUCCGGCUCUGCUGAGGGUUUCGCCUCGGGCGUCACUGGCGGCGGCGAUGCCACCCCGGUCUACCCCACGACCAUUGAUGAGCUGGUCUCAUACCUCGGCGACGACGAGGCGCGAGUUGUUGUGCUGAGUCAGACCUUCGACUUCACCGGCACCGAGGGAACCACCACCUCCACCGGCUGCGCCCCUUGGGGAACCGCCUCCGGGUGCCAGGUGGCCAUCGACCAGGACGACUGGUGCGAGAACUACGAGCCCGAUGCUCCCUCCGUUUCAGUGACCUAUGACAAUGCCGGUAUCCUCGGUAUCGCCGUCACCUCCGACAAGACCAUCCUGGGUGAGGGCUCCAGCGGUAUUAUCAAGGGCAAGGGUCUCCGUAUCGUCAGCGGUGCCACCAACGUCAUCGUCCAGAACAUCGCCGUUACCGAUAUCAACCCCGAGUACGUGUGGGGUGGUGAUGCUAUUACCGUCGACGACGCUGACCUGAUCUGGAUUGACCACGUUACGACUGCCCGUAUCGGUCGCCAACACAUCGUGCUGGGCACCAGCGCCGACAACCGCGUGACGCUCUCCAACAACUACAUCAACGGAGUGACUUCUUACUCGGCGACUUGCGAUGGCUACACCUACUGGGGUAUCUACCUGGACGGCGACAGCGACAUGGUUACCAUGAAGGGCAACUACAUCUACCACACCAGCGGCCGGUCGCCCAAGGUCGGCGGCAACACCCUCCUGCACGCGGUCAACAACUACUGGUACGACAACUCCGGCGUCGCCUUCGAGGUCGGCUCGGGUGCCUACAUCCUCGCCGAGGGCAACGUCUUCCAGAAUGUCGAUGAGCCCGUCCAGUCGCCCAUCGACGGUGAGCUGUUCACCUCCCCCUCCACCACCGCCAACGAGGCUUGCGCCGCCUACCUCGGCCGCGACUGUGAGAUCAACGGCUUCGGCUCCUCUGGUACCUUCAGCUCGGAUGAUACCGGCUUCUUCUCCGACUUUGAGGGCAAGACCAUCGCCUCUGCUACCACCUAUACCGCCGUCGCUGCUAGCGUGACUGCCAACGCCGGCCAGGGCAAGCUGUAG